Messenger RNA from Hypoxylon trugodes, 1534 nucleotides. Its product is annotated as Fructosamine kinase-domain-containing protein. Bases 277 to 1431 code for a protein of 384 amino acids. The transcript is spliced from 4 exons. NCBI's taxonomy places the organism in Eukaryota, Fungi, Ascomycota, Sordariomycetes, Xylariales, Hypoxylaceae. The record is from RefSeq and is a predicted model, not a curated record.
CAACCGCCCCCCCCCCCCCCCAAAAUGCGGCUCUCAAUACUUUCAAAUGGCCCCCAACUCCACGACCCUGGUUAAGACAUAACGUUGCAUACCCUAACCGCCUUGUAUGCAACCCUCCCCCAGAAUAUGAGAUACACUGGUGUUAUUUAAUCCCGAGUAUCGCAGUCAUGGUGAGCUCUUCUUUUCUCUGCCUCUAUUCAAAUGCAAAAGGUCAUUUGAACCUCAUAUACUGAUACUAUUAGGCGUCUAGAUAUCCCAGAAAACAGAAAUCCCACCAUGGCGGGGGAAAUCGACGUUUCGCCGGGCUCUCUUGCUUCAACGGCAACCUUACAAGAUAGGACGGAGUCAAUGACAAUCAAACAGAUUUUAGCACAGCUUGAUGGGGUUUUCCCAAUAGAUGAAGCUGUUGUUGAUGCGCUACCCGUGGGAAGCACUUUUCUCUCUGUCGAGCAUUUUGGGACUAGCGCGUGGACGAUCACUGGCAGACUCAUAGCUCUCGAUCCGGAUGGUUCAGAGAAGCAUUACUUCCUCAAAAUCGCAUAUGGAGAAGUUGGUCGGACCAUGCUCGGAGGGGAAUUCGAAUCGUCUAAGAUAAUUUACAACGUUAUGCCAGAUUUUAUCCCUGAGCCGUUUGGGUUUGGGAAGUACAAGGUUCCAAAUCCCGCCACAUAUUUCUACCUAUCAGAAUUCGUCGACAUGGAUGUCACCACUGCCCCAGAUCCAGCUGAAUUCACAAGCAGGCUCGCGCAUCUACACAAAAUCAGCCAAUCCCCAACUGGUAAAUUUGGGUUUCAUGUUCAGACAUGUGACGGUGACCGAGCACAUGUUGUCGACUGGCAGGAAAGCUGGGCAGUCUUUUUUAGGAACCUAUUUCUCGGCGUCUGCGAACUCGAUGUUAAAAGAAAUGGCCCUUGGCCGGAAUACGAACGCGCUAUUGAGCAGGUAGCGUGGAAAGUAAUACCACGCCUCCUCGAACCCCUGCAAGCUGAAGGUCGUCAACUCGAACCUUGUAUAAUUCACGGAGACCUCUGGGAAGGGAAUAUGGGGAUCAAUCUUGAGACGGGUGACACCCUUCUCUUCGAUGCCGGUAGUUACUAUGCGCAUAAUGAAAUGGAACUAGGCCAUUGGAGAUGCGAAUUCAGUUCCGUCUUCCGAUCCGCAUCGUAUAAGAAGCACUAUCUACGCCACUACCCCGCAGCAGAGCCAGCAGAUGAGUUCGACGACAGAAAUCGACUCUAUAGUCUCAAGGGAGCCAUCAACUACUCUGCCGGUCACCCAGGUAGCAUUCUGAGAAAAACGGCAUACAAUAACAUGUGCUAUCUCUGUGAGAAAUACGCCCCGAUAGAUGGCAUUGACAAGUAUGAUUCGCGGAUUGAUCCAUCACUCACGGGAGCUCGCAUUGUACCGCAUUUAGCUGACGGACUUAUUUGAUUAUAACGAAGUUCCAGAACUCGCUAAAUAUUCAAGACGGCGAGUUUGAAGCUACCCCUUAGGCUAUUCAAUAUUCUUUGGAAUUAGAGAAUAUCUACCUAGG